AUGAUGUUAGCAUCAGCAAUGAGUCCACAUGAUGUGGGUGCUCAGAUGACAACUGUGAAAUCGUACAUCUCUUUAAUUGCAGAUCCCACACCUGGAAUUGUUGAGAAAAAGCUAAAAGCUGCCCAGGAACUAAGUGAAAACUUUGAGGUGGAGAAUGAAGAAAAUGUGCUGGUGUGUCUACGAAUCAUCAUGGAGCUUCAUCGUCAAUACAGACCCCAAAUGAAUGAGGAAAUCCAAGGAUUUCUUCAAUUUGUAAAAAAUAUAUAUGCAAAUCUUCCAAAUUAUUUACAUAAGAUAUUUGAACUCAGGCAACAAAUCAAAGUUAAAGAUAUCACGGAAGUAAAUGUGGAUGUUUAUUUACAAGAAAUUUUCACCAUCACCACCAUCAUUACAGACAAAAAAAAUGCUGAUAAUCAAAGUGUAUCGGAUCUGGUUUCCCACAAUUCUCAACAGCUGGUACAAGGCCUUCUGGGAUUAUUCACACUUUGUCCCCCAGAAGUUGCUCAUCUUAGAAAAGAGCUUUUGAUUGCGGCACGCCAUAUACUUACAACUGAUUUGAGAAAUAAGUUCGUGCCUUGCAUAGAUAAAAUGUUUCAGGAAAAUGUGGUUAUUGGCAGCGGAUGGACUGCACAGGAAUCACACAGACCUUUGGCAUACAGCACUCUUGCUGACUUAAUUCACCACGUCCGACAGAAUUUACCUCUCAAUGACCUCUCUUUGGCUGUGAAUGUUUUUGCCAAGAAUGUACAUGAUGAAUCACUUCCCAGCAGUAUCCAAACGAUGUCAUGCAAAUUACUUCUCAAUCUUGUUGAAUGCAUUCGGACCAAGAGUGAUCAAGAAAGUGGGAAUGGACGUGAAUUGUUUAUGCGUAUGCUAGAAGUGUUUGUUUUGAAAUUUUUGACCAUUUCAAAAUCUCAGUUACCACAGAUAUUACAAAAAUGUGGUCAGAGUGUGAGGACAAAGGAAGAAAAAGAAGUAUUAGAACAUUUUGCUGGGGUUAUCAUUGCUAAUACCUUCCUUUCAAAUAUGACAACUUCAGCAACCUUUGCAACUAUUUUAGUAGAAUUCUUACUUGCCAGAAUGGAAGAAAUGGGAUCUUCAAAUACAGAACGUUCAAAUUUGUAUUUGAAACUUUUUAAAUUAGUUUUUGGCUCUGUUUCUCUAUUCGCGGCUGACAAUGAGCAGAUGUUAAAAGCACUCUGGCGUACUUUGAGAAAUCCAGCUGAUAACAUUGCUGUUGUGGCAUUCCGACUUCUUGGAAAGUUUGGUGGUGGUAAUCGUAAAAUGGUUAGAGAACCACAAAAGUUGAAUUUCAAUGAAAAAGAAACAGUUGGUCCUUGUGUGGUGAUUCACUUUCAAGAAUGUAAAACUCCAAUUAACUUACCUGUUGAAAAAUGUCUUCUGCAUUUAUUCUCUCACAGCAGUUACAGAGAAAAAGAUAUUCCAACGUCCUGUGGCAGUCUGUAUAAGAAUCCAGAUGCCAACUCGCGGAAAGUUCACGAACAGGCAUUAACUGGCAUGUUUGUUGCUGCAGCAAUUAAAGAACUAAGAAACCCAGUUUUAUCCUUCAUGGGCUGUAUGGUACGACAUUAUACAAUGGUGGCUAUUUCUCAACAAUGUGGCCCAUUCCCUGUCGGAGAGAAACAGAACAAGCUUCAAGGCAUGGAUACUCAGAUUUUAGUUGAUGCCAUUGCUGCUGUAAUGGGUCAUGAGGAGAAAGAACUUUGCAAACCUGGAAAUGUGGCUCUAAUGCUUAUAUUAAACACAGCAACGAUCAUAUUAGGUUCUCAGGAACGGGUAAUGCAUGCAUUGGAAGUACUUGCAGAAACAACCAAUAAAUCAGUUACUGAAAUCAUGGAACCUCACAGAGAAGUUCUCCAGGACAUGAUCCCACCCAAGAAACAUCUUCUUCACCAUCAACCUGCUAAUGCUCAGAUAGGCUUGAUGCUCAUAAACUUAUCAAGUUCAGAAGAUUCCCAUUUAAUGAAAAUGGCUUGCUGCAAAAAUGUUACCAAUUUGGUACCACUUCGGAAAAGUGCUUUACGAGCACUGGCUGCUUCUCAUUAUAUACAACCCAGCCGUGAAAAGAUCUUUCAUGUUUUGUAUAAAGCUUUGGACAGUAGCAACCCUGAAUUACAGGAAGCUGCACAUGAUUGUAUGAAAAAGGCUGGAAGCCCAUUUAGAGAACCUCUUUUGAAAUUCUUACUGAGGUUUCCUCGUCAAACUGUUGAUUUGUUCCUCAAUGUAAAUACCAUUAUUGAUCAACAAUGGACAAGGUAUCUGGAGAGCACCCCUGAUAUGCCGCCUGCACAGCAUGUCAAAGCGGAGAUGCAGUACCAGGCCAUACGUUUAAUUUCGCUCCUUGUAGCGAUGGAUGAAAAAUGGCUGGCUGACCAAGUUACUGUUGAUAACUUGGACUAUAUCCAUUGGCAAGAACCAUCCCUCUUAGUGCAAUGUCUAUUAACUUAUUUUAAGCACCAUACCAAAAAAAAGGAUCUUCUGUUUCAAAUUCUUCGCUGUUUUAUUCAUCGUUACAUUCCCCAGUUCCAGUUUGUCAAAGAAUUUUUGGAUGAUGUUGUUGCUGCGACUUAUCCUGUAGAGUGGAAGCGAGAAGCUUUCUUCGAGUUUGUUGAAGUUUUCCAUUUAAAAAAUUAUCCCCAAGAACUGAAAGCAAAAAACUUGAUACACUUUUUUUUCUUUAUCAUUUUUCUUUCUCUCCCUCUUUAUCGUUUUUCUUUCUCUCUCUCUCUCUUUAUCGUUUUUCUUUCUCUCUCUCUUUAUCGUUUUUCUUUCUCUCUCUCUCUAUCGUUUUUCUUUCUCUCCCUCUUUAUCGUUUUUCUUUCUCUCCCUCUUUAUCGUUUUUCUUUCUCUCCCUCUUUAUCGUUUUUCUUUCUCUCUCUCUCUCGUUUUUCUUUCUCUCUCUCUCUCUCUCUCGUUUUUCUUUCUCUCUCUCUCUCUCUCGUUUUUCUUUCUCUCUCUCUCUCUCGUUUUUCUCUCUCUCUCUCUCUCGUUUUUCUUUCUCUCUCUCUCUCGUUUUUCUUUCUCUCUCUCUCAUUUUUUUUUUUCUCUCUCUCUCGUUUUCUUUCUCUCUCUCUCUCAUUUUUCUUUCUCUCUCUCAUUUUCUUUCUCUCUCUCAUUUUUUCUCUCUCUCUCUCUUUUUUUUCUCUCUCUCUCUCAUUUUUCUUUCUCUCUCUCGUUUUUCUUUGUCUCUCUCGUUUUUCUUUGUCUCUCUCGUUUUUCUUUGUCUCUCUCGUUUUUCUUUGUCUCUCUCGUUUUUCUUUGUCUCUCUCGUUUUUCUUUGUCUCUCUCGUUUUUCUUUCUCUCUCUCUCGUUUUUUCUUUCUCUCUCUCGUUUUUCUUUGUCUCUCUCGUUUUUCUCUCUCUCUCUCAUUUUUCUCUCUCUCUCAUUUUUCUUUUUCUCUCUCUUUGUUUUUUCUUUGUCUCUCUCGUUUUUUUUUUCUCUCUCUCAUUUUCUUUGUCUCUCUCAUUUUUCUUUGUCUCUCUCAUUUUUCUUUGUCUCUCUCUUUUUUUCUUUGUCUCUCUCGUUUUUUCUUUGUCUCUCAGUUUUUCUUUUUCUCUUUUUCUUUCUCUCUUUUUCUCUCUCUCUCGUUUUUUCUUUCUCUCUCUCAUUUUUCUUUUCUCUCUCAUUUUCUUUCUCUCUCUCUCUUUCUUUUUCUCUCUCUCUCUAUCGUUUUCUUUUCUCUCUCUCUCUCUAUCAUUUUUCUUUCUCUCUCUCUCUCUAUCUUUUUCUUUCUCUCUCUCUCUCUCUCUCUCUCAUUUUCUUUCUCUCUCUCUCUCUAUCAUUUUUCUUUCUCUCUCUCUCUCUAUCAUUUUCUUUUCUCUCUCUCUCUCUAUCGUUUUUCAUUUCUCUCUCUCUCUCUCUCUUUUCUUUCUCUCUCUCUCUCUUCUUUUUUUCUCUCUCUCUCUCUCUAUCAUUUUCUUUUCUCUCUCUCUCUCUAUCAUUUUUCUUUCUCUCUCUCUCUCUAUCGUUUUUCUUUCUCUCUCUCUCUCUAUCGUUUUUCUUUCUCUCUCUCUCUCUCUAUUUUUUCUUUCUCUCUCUCUCUCUAUCGUUUUUCUUUCUCUCUCUCUCUCUCUAUCGUUUUUCUUUCUCUCUCUCUCUCUCUAUCGUUUUUCUUUCUCUCUCUCUCUCUCUAUCGUUUUUCUUUCUCUCUCUCUCUCUAUCGUUUUUCUUUCUCUCUCUCUCUCUAUCAUUUUUUUCUUUCUCUCUCUCUCUAUCAUUUUCUUUCUCUCUCUCUCUCUAUCAUUUUCUUUCUCUCUCUCUCUCUCUAUCAUUUUUCUUUUCUCUCUCUCUCUCUCGUUUUUCUUUUUCUCUUUCUCUCUCUCUCUCUCUAUCAUUUUCUUUUUCUCUCUCUCUCUCUAUUUUUUCUUUUCUCUCUCUCUCUAUCAUUUUCUUUCUCUCUCUCUCUCUAUCGUUUUCUUUCUCUCUCUCUCUAUCAUUUUCUUUCUCUCUCUCUCUCUAUCAUUUUCUUUCUCUCUCUCUCUCUCAUUUUUUUUUUCUCUCUCUCUCUCUAUCAUUUUCUUUCUCUCUCUCUCUAUCAUCAUUUUUUCUUUUCUCUCUCUCUCUCUAUCAUUUUCUUUCUCUCUCUCUCUCUAUCAUUUUUUUUCUUUCUCUCUCUAUCAUUUUCUUUCUCUCUCAUUUUCUUUCUCUCUCUCUCUCUAUCAUUUUUCUUUCUCUCUCUCUCUCUAUCAUUUUCUUUUCUCUCUCUCUCUAUCAUUUUUCUUUCUCUCUCUCUCUCUAUCGUUUUUCUUUCUCUCUCUCUCUCUAUCGUUUUUCUUUCUCUCUCUCUCUCUAUCGAUUUUCUUUCUCUCUCUCUCUCUAUCGUUUUUCUUUCUCUCUCUCUCUCUAUUUUUUUUUUCUUCUCUCUCUCUAUUUCUUUCUCUCUUCUUUUUUCUUUCUCUCUCUCUCUCUAUCAUUUUCUUUCUCUCUCUCUCUAUCAUUUUCUUUCUCUCUCUCUCUCUAUCAUUUUUCUUUCUCUCUCUCUCUCUAUCAUUUUCUUUCUCUCUCUCUCUCUAUCAUUUUUUCUUUUUCUCUCUCUCUCUCUAUCGUUUUCUCUCUCUCUCUCUCUAUCGUUUUCUUUCUCUCUCUCUCUCUAUCGUUUUCUUUCUCUCUCUCUCUCUAUCGUUUUCUUUUCUCUCUCUCUCUAUCGUUUUUUCUUUCUCUCUCUCUCUAUCGUUUUUUUCUUUCUCUCUCUCUCUAUCGUUUUUCUUUCUCUCUCUCUCUCUAUCGUUUUUCUUUCUCUCUCUCUCUCUAUCGUUUUUCUUUCUCUCUCUCUCUCUAUCGUUUUUCUUUCUCUCUCUCUCUCUAUCGUUUUUCUUUCUCUCUCUCUCUCUAUCGCAAUUAGUUGUUAGACAUUACAAAGUUUACUAUCCAGUAAGGCAUCAUCUUAUACAGCACAUGGUUAGUUCUUUGCAACGAUUGGGCUUCACUCCUAGCAAAAAAGAGAAUAUUUUAGCAAGUUUUAAACCCCUUCAACGUGGUAUUGCUGCAUGUUUAACAUGUCCCAAUCCCAAGGUUAUCCGGACUGUUCAUGCUUUGUUGUCCCGUCUGAUGAGCAUUUUCCCAACUGAAUCAGCAACAGCUUCUAUGGCCUCUAAAUAUGAGGAACUUGAAUGCCUCUAUGCAUGUGUUAGCAAAGUUGUCUAUGAUGGACUCUCAAACUAUGAGAAAUCCAAUGGAACUCCUCACAACAUCCUGUUUUCAACUCUAAUGAUUUUAAAAGCUGCGUGCAUGCAUAAUCCAUGCUAUAUAGACAGAUUGAUUACUACAUUCAUGAAAGUGCUACAAAAAAUGGCUCGAGAACAUCUUACAGCGAGUAAUACAGAAGCUAAUCCUGCUGCCAGUGAAUUGUUGAUUCUUAGUUUGGAUCUUGUCAAGAACAGAGUUGGAGUUCUAAGCAUUGAAAUGAGAAAAAGUUUUAUUGGCAAUAUUCUUGUGUGCCUUAUUGAGAAAACUCCAGAUUCAAAAGUGAUGAAGGCCAUCACAAAAAUGGUUGAAGACUGGGUUAAGACCAAGGUGUUUGAUAAAAGCAUGCGUAAACGUCUUUUUGACAGACUACUGUAUAUUAGCUGUUCACAAAAUUGGGAACACAUGCAAAGUCACUAUUGGAUUAAACAAUGUAUUGAGACGACUGUAUUUUUGAAUGCCUUGUCACAACUAUGUCAUAAUAGCACAGAAUUGGCUCACACAAUUUGGUUGCAUCUUUUCCCACGCAUUUGGAAAACUUUGUCAGAAAAACAGCAGCAGUAUUUGGGUCGCAGUCACAAUUUAUGGCAUCGUGCAUGCCUGAUGUUAGAGCAAAUGGCUUUUGAGAAUGGACCAACAACUGUUGUGAAAAAUAGGCCAGGUAGUGAAUUUGAAUUUGAACCUGUCACAAAUCCUCAUCAGGCAGCACAGCAGAUCAUGGAGCUCCAAGAAGCUGCACAGAUAAACCUAGGGCUUCAACCUGCCAAUAUCAACCGAAGCUCAUCUUUACAUGACCUAAAGGCCAUUGUUAAAACUUGGAGAUGUACAGUUCAUAUUAAAUACUUAUUAAUCCCUGCUUUUCUCUAG
This is a messenger RNA of Acanthosepion pharaonis, 6570 nucleotides long. Lineage: Eukaryota; Metazoa; Mollusca; Cephalopoda; Sepiida; Sepiidae. The record is from the annotation of a GenBank genome assembly.